Messenger RNA from Solanum stenotomum, 652 nucleotides. Its product is annotated as light-mediated development protein DET1-like. Lineage: Eukaryota; Viridiplantae; Streptophyta; Magnoliopsida; Solanales; Solanaceae. The transcript is spliced from 3 exons. The record is from RefSeq and is a predicted model, not a curated record. Gene Ontology annotation, molecular function: ubiquitin-like ligase-substrate adaptor activity; ubiquitin protein ligase binding. The coding region runs from base 197 to 637 and encodes 146 amino acids. Gene Ontology annotation, cellular component: nucleus; cullin-RING ubiquitin ligase complex. Gene Ontology annotation, biological process: protein ubiquitination; positive regulation of proteasomal ubiquitin-dependent protein catabolic process.
UCUUUGUCAACGACUAAACCCAGCUGGUCCUUUUUCGACUUUAUCGAUCCUAAUUGAGCCUCCUUUUUCGUCAAUUAUCUAAUUCAGUCCUACUACUACUGAGAAUUUCUCCUUUUUGUAUUAUUCACAAUUUUAAUGCUGGUGAAAGCAAUUAUAUAAAAGCUGAAACGAUUUGCACUGAUGUUCAAAAGCAACAAUGUUACCGCCAGGCUUUUUGAGCGCCAGAUUUGCACCCCUGCUCCUGGCACCAGCGUUGGAGGAUGGAGCUAUACUUGACGAGAGGGUUUUUCACAAUGAUUAUGUUAAUUUGGCACAUAGCAUUGGUGCUUUCUUGUAUGAUGAUUUGCUUGCUAUAGUGUCUCUUCGUUAUCAAAGAAUACACAUCCUUCAGAUCAGAGAUUCUGGAGAUCUUGUUGAUGUACGAGCAAUUGGGGAAUUCUGCCGUGAAGAUGAUGAACUUUUUCUCAAUUCCAAUUCCCAGGUGCUUGUAAAUCAUGUUGGAAAUGGUUUUCAUCAUAGUCUGCCUGAAUCGGAAACUUCUUUCCUGAGUGGUAUAAAGCAACGGCUUCUUUCAUUUAUAUUUCGAGGUAUAUGGAAUGAAGAAACUGACCAAACCAUGGUUAGUAAGAGAAUAUGAUUUCCUUAUGUGUUA